Notothenia coriiceps (black rockcod) is the source of this 710-nucleotide messenger RNA. Its product is annotated as myosin-10. Lineage: Eukaryota; Metazoa; Chordata; Actinopteri; Perciformes; Nototheniidae. The record is from RefSeq and is a predicted model, not a curated record. Gene Ontology annotation, biological process: actin filament organization. Gene Ontology annotation, molecular function: ATP binding; microfilament motor activity; actin filament binding. The coding region runs from base 183 to 710 and encodes 175 amino acids. Gene Ontology annotation, cellular component: cytoplasm; actin cytoskeleton; membrane. The transcript is spliced from 4 exons.
AGGGUGCUGGAUGGUGGGGGAGUACCACUGAUGAGAGAGCGGGCGAAAGAAGGGACUAAUUCAGCACGCAUUUGGAGGACUAUUACUUUAAUCUACUGGAUAACUACUGAACACCUGAGCAGGGUUUCUUUAUCUACUGAGUGUGGUGGCAUAGCGUGUUCUGCUCCUGGUUUCCAGCAGAGAUGGCACAGAGGAGUGGGCAGGAGGACCCGGAGCGGUACCUCUUUGUGGACCGCGCCGUGGUCUACAACCCGGCUGCACAGGCCGACUGGACGGCCAAGAGGCUAGUAUGGAUCCCAUCAGAACGCAACGGCUUCGAGGCAGCCAGUGUUCGCGAGGAGCGUGGAGAUGAGGUGGUGGUGGAGCUGGCAGAGAAUGGGAAGAAGGCGGUGGUCAACAAGGACGACAUUCAAAAGAUGAACCCGCCAAAGUUCAGCAAGGUGGAGGACAUGGCCGAACUCACCUGCCUGAACGAAGCCUCUGUUCUUCACAACCUCAAAGACCGCUACUACUCUGGCCUCAUCUAUACAUACUCCGGUCUCUUCUGUGUGGUCAUCAAUCCCUACAAAAACCUGCCCAUCUACUCAGAGAACAUCAUUGAGAUGUACAGGGGCAAGAAGAGGCACGAAAUGCCCCCUCACAUCUACGCCAUCUCAGAGUCUGCGUACAGAUGCAUGUUACAAGGUCAUUUCAGGAAUGCCCUGUUGUGA